AUGGCGCUGCAAGCUACCAUGGGCAGUACAAGGGUUUACAAAGUAGAAUUGCUGAUGUGGCAGGUCAACAUUAUAUGGUGCUAUGCCGAUGUUUUGAAUCUAGUGAUAACUGAGGCUACAAAAUCUUGUGUACUUGCAGUUUCCUUUUUCAAUUUGCUUCAGAGUUUAGCUACAUUUGUGAAAGCAUCAUGCAAGCGAAUGGCUGUAUGGAUAGAAGUGGUAAAAAAACAUCCGGGACAAGAAAAAAUGAAACGAUUAAAGCUAAUAGGUGAGACUAAAUGGUCAGGGAAAUCAAAUGCAGCAAAAACUAUAUUUGGAUGCUUUUUUUAUUCUUCUGUGAUUACUUGUGUGGAUUUAUUGGUAUGCCUAACAAUGAUUCAAGAAUCAGACAAGUUUGGUGCAAAAAUAAAGUAUGAAGCAAACGUUUUUCUUCAAAAGUUUGAAACUAUAUUGACUGCAUUUACUUAUUUGUAUAUAUUUGAAACUAUAGCACCUUUAUCAAAAUACCUGCAGACCAGUGGAUUAGAUAUGUUUAUUGCAUGGAAUUUGGUAGAUACAGCUACAACAAAGUUGAACGAACAGACAAGAACAUUUGAUGAUAUCCACAGCAAGGCUUUUGAAUUUGUAAUUAAAUGUAAUGAGAAACUUUCGCAGACGAAUUUGAAUGAACAUAUAACAUUUCAAAUUGAUGCUUUGGAAGAUGCAUUGCCAGUUAAAAGAAAUAAAAUAAAAAUGGUAGAUGAACUUGCUAGUGAUGAAGGAAGCUCCUCAGAUCCCCAAGUUGAUUUUAGAGUAAGUGUGUUUAAUUUAAUAAUGGAUCGUAUUGUUCAGUCAUUGGAAUCACGCUUUAUACAACACAAACAGUUGUAUAAAGAUUUAUCUUGCUUGGACUCGACAAAUUUCAAAACAAUUGCUGAGAAAGAUCUUGAAGAUGAAGCAUUGAGAGGAAUUAUCAAGUUGUUCCCACAAAUCAUCAAAGAUCAAGUGAAAUUGGAACUGUUUUCUUUUGCUUCAAACUUUGAUGUUUUAAAGUUAUUACUUAAUGAUGGUGAAAUGUGGGCAGCAGUUGCACCAACUUGCGAGAGGGCAUUUUCAAAACUGAAGAAUAUAAAGACAAGGAUAAGAAAUUCAAUGUCUGAGGAAAACUUGGAAUCUUACAGGUUACUAUCCAUUGAAAAGGAAAUGUUAGAUGAGCUGGACAAUGAAUACAAAGGACCUCAUCGAGGUACAAAGAUCUUCCUGUUGGAUGCUAAUGAGGCAAGGGGUCCAAUGUUCUGGCAAACUAGAAAGAUCAGGCAGGUUGUCAAACCUGCACUGUCUGCUGAGGUGUUGGCAUUACUUCAGUGUCCUGAAGCUGCUGUAUAUCUCUUCAACAUAUUACACGAGGUCUCAAGAUGUGGAAAACUCAAAAUAUAG
Messenger RNA from Macrobrachium nipponense, 1416 nucleotides. RefSeq lists its product as uncharacterized. The transcript is spliced from 3 exons. The record is from RefSeq and is a predicted model, not a curated record. NCBI's taxonomy places the organism in Eukaryota, Metazoa, Arthropoda, Malacostraca, Decapoda, Palaemonidae. The coding region runs from base 1 to 1416 and encodes 471 amino acids.